GCUCCUGCGACCCUCAACUACUCUCUGAACCAGCCAACUCUCCCUGUCUCUGUCUCUGUCUCUCUCUUUCCCAAUACGGAGUAAGAACUUUUCAACUCAACCAAGCCCUUUCUCUUACCUUGCAUACACAUUAGCAAAAAACAGCAACAUUUGACUGAACCCAUCUAAGCAUAAAACGAGAAACCAAACACAACCUCUGCUUCCAUAUUACACCAAGAAAGAAAGAUGAUUGGACGCAGAGAUGGAGCGUUGAUGCGAAACAACAGCAGCAAUCAAUCACUACUUAAAUCAAGAAUUGCAAUUGCAAUUGCCAUUGGGAUGUUCCUUGGAUGCAUCUUCGCUUUCUUCUUCCCUCAUGGACUUUUCUCUUCCAAUUCUCCUCACUUUGACCAUAACCACCUCACAAGAUCCAUUUCCCAGGUGGUAUCAACAUCAUGUGAAUCAUCUGAUAGUCUGAACAUGUUAAAAGCUGAGUUUGUGGCUGCAUCGGAGAAAAAUGCUGAGUUGAAAAAACAGGUUAAUGUGUUGAUUGAAAAGCUUAGAUUGGCUGAACAAGGUAAAGAUCAUGCAGAGAAGCAAGUGUUGGUGUUGGGUGAACCGCAUAAAGCUGGCCCUUUUGGUACUGUUCAGGGUUUAAGGACAAAUCCGACAGUCGUUCCAGAUGAUUCUGUGAACCCGAGACUAGCAAAUAUUUUAGAGAAAAUUGCUGUUGGGAAGGAACUUAUAGUUGCUUUGGCGAAUUCAAAUGUAAAGGACAUGUUGGAGGUUUGGUUUAAAAGCAUCCAGAAAGUAGGGAUACCCAACUAUUUGGUUGUUGCUUUGGAUGAUGAGAUUGCCAAGUUUUGUGAAUCAAAUGAUGUUCCAGUGUAUAAGAGAGACCCAGACAAGGGAAUUGAUUCUGUAGGAAAGACUGGAGGCAACCAUGCUGUUUCAGGACUGAAAUUUCAUAUAUUGAGGGAAUUUUUGCAGCUCGGAUACAGUGUUCUUCUCUCAGAUGUUGAUAUUGUGUAUUUGCAAAAUCCUUUCCAUUAUCUUUAUAGAGAUUCAGAUGUGGAAUCCAUGAGUGAUGGCCACAAUAAUAUGACAGCUUAUGGUUAUAAUGAUGUUUUCGAUGAACCUGCAAUGGGUUGGGCUAGAUAUGCCCAUACAAUGCGGAUAUGGGUUUACAACUCUGGCUUUUUCUACAUUAGACCGACAAUUCCUUCAAUCGAGCUCUUGGAUCGAGUCGCUAAUCGGCUCUCUCGUGGGAAUGCUUGGGACCAGGCAGUUUUCAACGAGGAACUCUUUUUCCCUUCACAUCCUGGGUAUGAUGGACUUUAUGCAUCCAGGAGAACUAUGGAUUUCUAUCUCUUCAUGAACAGCAAGGUCCUCUUCAAAACUGUGAGGAAAAAUGCUAACUUGAGAAAGAUCAAGCCAGUGAUUGUGCAUAUAAAUUACCAUCCUGAUAAGCUUCCGCGUAUGCAAGCGGUGGUGGAAUUCUAUGUCAAUGGCAAGCAAGAUGCACUAAGCUCUUUCCCUGAUGGAUCAGAAUGAUAAAUUUUUGGAUUGGUGUUUCUUUCCUGCUUUUCAGAAGAUAGCCUCUACAUUUUCAUGCUUAACCCUUCAAUCAUGUUGUAGACUUGUAAUGAAUUGUCCAAAACAAAUUGUAAGGCCAAAGCCGCCACAGCUAGGACCCAAUGGGAGCAGCACCAUCAUCCCCAGACAAUCCUUAUCAAAUGUCCAUGUUGGAAAUUUUGCUCCUCUGGCAGAGCAAAUUCUAUGCCAUUGUAUUACAGGUUAUGCAGGUAGCUUAUGAGCCAUUUGCAACCCUUUGUUUCCCAAACAGAUGGUUUUCUUUCAAUCGCUUAUCUAGCACAAUAACAUUUGUUACUUUCCUGUA
This is a messenger RNA of Populus trichocarpa (black cottonwood), 1879 nucleotides long. RefSeq names its product arabinosyltransferase RRA3. Gene Ontology annotation, biological process: root hair cell development. The transcript has 2 exons. Bases 226 to 1533 code for a protein of 435 amino acids. Lineage: Eukaryota; Viridiplantae; Streptophyta; Magnoliopsida; Malpighiales; Salicaceae. The record is from RefSeq and is a predicted model, not a curated record. Gene Ontology annotation, molecular function: glycosyltransferase activity.